Suricata suricatta (meerkat) is the source of this 3176-nucleotide messenger RNA. RefSeq names its product zinc finger CCHC-type containing 8 (gene ZCCHC8). The transcript is spliced from 14 exons. Bases 213 to 2351 code for a protein of 712 amino acids. Gene Ontology annotation, cellular component: catalytic step 2 spliceosome. The record is from RefSeq and is a predicted model, not a curated record. Lineage: Eukaryota; Metazoa; Chordata; Mammalia; Carnivora; Herpestidae. Gene Ontology annotation, molecular function: zinc ion binding; RNA binding.
UCGGAAGUGACUCUCAGACGCCACUGCACUCUGGGAUUGUAGUCUCUCGGGAACGACCCGCCCCUUGUGCAGCUUCGCCGCUUGUGUUUGGAGAAAACGCUACCGAGUAGCUUAGCGCGGCCGCGAGUCCCAGUGAGCGGUGCCGCCCUACAACCUUCGUCCUCGGCCGGCGGCCGGUUCCGCCUCUUCUCGAAUCUUUCCCACAGCCCAAGAUGGCGGCGGAGGUGGAUUUUGGCGAUCUAGAGCUGUUUGAGGCGUUUGACCACCCAGAGGAAUCGAUUCCGAAGCCCGUUCACACCCGCUUCAAGGAUGACGACGGCGACAAGGAGGACGAGAAUGGGGUCGGCGACUCCGAGCUGCGGGAGCGGCUUCGGCAGUGCGAGGAGACCAUCGAGCAGCUCCGCGCCGAGAAUCAAGAACUUAAAAGAAAAUUGAACAUUCUGACCCGACCGAGUGGCAUAUUGGUGAACGAUACUAAGUUAGAUGGACCUUUAUUACAGAUUCUAUUUAUGAACAAUGUUAUUUCAAAGCAAUACCAUCAAGAAAUAGAGGAAUUUGUGUCAAAUUUAGUAAAAAGAUUUGAGGAACAGCAGAAAAAUGAUGUGGAAAAGACUUCCUUUAAUCUUCUGCCACAGCCAUCCAGUGUUAUGCUAGAAGAGGACCAUAAAGUGGAGGAAUCCUGUGCCAUUAAAAACAGCAAGGAGGCUUUUAGUGUUGUAGGAAGUGUCCUGUAUUUUACUAAUUUUUGCCUUGAUAAAUUGGGGCAACCGCUUCUAAAUGAAAACCCUCAGCUUACCGAAGGAUGGGAAAUACCUAAGUACCAGCAAGUCUUCAGCCACAUUGUUUCUCUAGAAGGGCAAGAAAUACAAGUAAAGGCAAAAAGGCCAAAGCCUCACUGUUUCAAUUGUGGUUCUGAAGAACAUCAAAUGAAAGAUUGCCCAAUGCCUCGGAACGCCGCGCGGAUAAGCGAGGAGCGGCGAGCGUACCUGGACGCCUGCGGCGAGGCGAGCAGCCCCGGCUUCCAGCAGCGCUACCACGCGGAGGAGGUGGAGGAGAGGUUUGGGAGGUUCAAGCCCGGAGUCAUCAGCGAGGAACUGCAGGACGCGCUGGGCGUGACGGACAAGAGCCUUCCGCCUUUUAUCUACCGAAUGCGCCAGCUGGGGUACCCGCCCGGGUGGCUCAAGGAGGCCGAGCUGGAGGGCUCCGGGCUCGCGCUCUACGAUGGCAGAGGUACAGAUGGUGCUGACGGGGAAGCAGAAGCUGGAGAAACACAACAGAAUAAAAGUGUCACUUACGAUCUCUCGAAAUUGGUAAACUACCCAGGUUUUAAUAUAUCUACUCCCAGAGGAAUUCCGGAUGAAUGGAGAAUGUUUGGGUCCAUACCCAUGCAGGCCUGUCAGCAGAAGGACGUGUUCGCCAAUUUCCUUACUUCUAACUUCCAAGCGCAGCCAAGGGUGAGGUCUGGCAGCAAGAGGUCUUCGUCCCAGUCCAGCCCGACCAGUCCAAAGAAGCAGAGGAAGGAGAGCAGCUCAGCAGCCUCCCCUGCGGACAUGGAGCUCGACUCGGAUGCAGAGGUCCCGCACAGCUCUCCAGGCGGCGAAGCUUUUCAGUUUCAGCCACCGCUGCCCCCUGGCACUCCCCCUCCUCUGCCCCAGGGGACUCCGCCACCCAUCUUCACCCCUCCGCUCCCGAAGGGCACCCCGCCACUCACUCCCAGCGACUCCCCCCAGACCCGGACAGCGUCCGGGGCCAUGGAUGAGGACUCACUGACUCUGGAGGAACUUGAGGAGCAGCAGAGGCGGAUAUGGGCGGCCCUGGAGCAGGCCGAGAGCGGGAACAGCGAUUCCGAUAUUCCUGUAGACACGCCUUUAACCGGGAACUCAGUUGCCUCGUCGCCUUGUCCAAACGAGCUGGACCUCCCUGUCCCGGAGGGGAGAACCUCUGACAAGCAGGUGCCUGAUGAGCCGGACGUACCAGACACUUGUACAAAGAAAUCGGAAGCUGAAGAUUCUCUGAGCCCAGACUCUGAGCCGACAUUGCUUUGUCAGAAGGAAAAGGAAGAGUCUACUCAAAUAGACUCUAAAGAUGAUGCUCUUCUUGAUGACGGCGGCGCCGUGUCAAACUGUGACAUGAGUAACGGAGGCGCACAGAAGCUCCUUCCUGUGGACACCAGGCCCUCAGUGGCCACUAAGACUCACAGUCCUGUGCCGGACAUGAGCAAGUUCGCAACUGGAAUAACACCGUUCGAAUUUGAGAAUAUGGCAGAAUCCACUGGAAUGUACCUCAGGAUAAGGAACUUGUUAAAGAACUCGCCCCGAAACCAGCAGAAAAACAAAAAGGCUCCUGAGUAAACUGCCUGAGGUGGCACCAGGGGCUGUUCACUUGUCCGUGCUGGUGUUCUGUUCGUUAGCCCCAAACGGAGAUGAAAUGGUUUUCUCUUCGUUUCUCCCGUGUUUAAAAGUCUAUCCAAGGAUUAAUUGUGGCCUUAAGUCAGGCCUAUUUUAAAGAACAGAACGACUGGGCUUGCUGGUUCACUGUAUUUUAUUCUUACUGCUGAAAGCUUGCGGGGCCAGGAUGUAAGUAUGAGCCGGUUUAGAGAUAGUUUGUUAAGGUUUAUACCACUUUUGGGUUGUGAGUGUCUGUCAGGAGUGGGUUUUUAUCUGUCUUUUGUACAUUGUUUUCCCUUUCUACAUUUUGCUAAUUAUCCUGUAUAUAAGUUUAAUAGGUCACUUUUUAAAAGAAAAAAAAUUGUAACCAUUUUAAAUUCACAUUUCAACUCUGACAACCAAAUGAGAAAAAUCAGGGAUGAGCAGCUUUAUCCCAUUUCGGGUAUUUUUGUAAGUGAUGUACACACAUCAAUUUUAAUAACACUUUUACUUUUUUUGUAACUUCAUUCUUCAUAUAAGUUUGCUAUACAGGUGCGUUCAUCUUUGUGUACAGAAGUUUAAUAAAUUAGCUUUCAUAUACAUAAUCUAAGACUUUGAAUAAAAAAAAGUGAUUCACGGUUAGUGUACCCAACCGUGUAAGUUCGGAAGUAAAUUAUGUGGUUGCAAAAAUUCAUGGUAGCAAAGAAAAUCUAGGAAAAUGCAAGUUUGAGUGUUUUCAGUGUUAUUUCAGCCUUAACUUAGAGACAGCAAAAUCUUUUAAAGUACUUAUUUUGGGGGGAAAAAAAAAAA